AUGCAACAAAUCAAACGCUUGAAUUACUUUUUUCCGAAACGAUCAGCAUCUUUACUUUCAUUCAAAUCAUUCACAUCAUUAAUCUCCUAUGAAAAAACACUACUUUCAUAUGGUGGUAGUUGUAGAAAUUUCAGCAAUUUGAUUUCUCCAUUACGAUUUUCUAAUUUUCCAUUAUUAAAUAAUUCUCAUCAUGAUCGGAAUGAUGAAAAUAAUGAUGAAGUGAAAAUGAUGAAACGGAAGAGGAUUGAAGAAUUGAAUGAUAUUCUUGAAUUAAAUCCUGAUUUAGUGGAUGCUCUUGUUGAAAGAUCAAAAUGUUAUGAAGAGUUGAGUGAUUGGAAAAGUGCUUGUGUCGGGUUAGAGAAGGUUGUUGAGAUGGAUCGACCACCAAACGAUCUGUUACCAAUUUUAUUGGAAAAGUUGUAUUGGUUAUAUACUAGAAAGGAGAAUUAUAAUGUUAAGAGAGCUACAGAGUAUUUUGAAAGAUUAUUUAACAUUGUUUCGAAUGAUUCAGUUCAAAUUCCAUUUUUCUAUUAUGCUACUCUUUAUUCACUGUAUUUUGAAUUGAAUUUAUUCGAAAAGGCUAUAUUUAUUGCAACUGAAGGGAUUAAAUCCAUUGAAUCGAAUGGUCCUGUUGAGAUUGGAAGUGUGGAAGCUGAUAAUUUGGCCGAAUUGUUAUGCAGAAGAGGUAAUUUAUUGGUUACCAAGUAUAACAUGAUGGAUCGUGGACAAAAGGAUUUGGAUCGAGCUCUUUUAUUGAGCUCAUCAAAAUACGAACCCCUAAUUCUCAUGUUAGAUUCUUUCGAAAAGAAGAAUAAUCAUGACCUCAUGCUAAAGACCUAUGAGUUAGUCAAGGAAUUCGAAAAGAAGGAAACUAGAAUGGAUGAGAAAACUCUUGAAGAAUAUGUAAAUUUACACAGAACCAUGAAACAAUACUUUUUGAAAAGAAAGGAUUACAAAAAAGCAAUUGAAUGCAUGGAUAAUUAUUAUACAGCUAAUCCCAAAACCCUUUUGGAAAAUCAUGGCAUGUAUCGAUAUCUUUGCAUGAUUGUUGGAGCUUAUCCUGAAUUUAUGGAAAGUACCAAAACCUAUCUCAAGGUUUUUGGAGAUAUCACUGCAGAUAUUGAAAGUCAUCCACCACCAGCAUCAUCUAUUGAAGGAACUUUACAAUAUACCGCUAGUUUGAGUGCAAUACAUUUCUAUUUUGAUAGAUUUGAUGAUGCUCUUAGGGAAUGUGAAAAAUUCAAAGUGCUUUUAGAGACACCUCAACCAAUCUUUCCAAAAGAACAUUUAAUGGGUAUCUACUAUCUUAUUUCAACCUUUUCACACAUGAAAAAGGGAAAUGAAAAUCUUAUUUUAGAGUUUGCAAAGGAAGCCAAAAAGUUUUAUCCCAAAAUUUUGAAAGAUAUUCCAGAAUAUUUUUAUCAACAGGGAAAUUAUGGAAUGGCAAGACUUUUUCACAUGGAAAGUUACAAUGAAAGCAAGGAAUUGGAGGAUUUAAGUAAUAUAGCAGAUUGUUUAAUUGCUGAAAAGGAUUAUGAAGGUGCAAUUAGAGAGAGUGAGAAAAUUCUUGAAAUGGAUCCAAAUCACCAUCUUUCAUUGUUUAAUUUGGGAGAAGCCUAUUUCUAUUUAAAAGAUUUGGACAAGGCAAGACAAUACUUUGACAAAGCUCUUGUUGGAGUAAACGAGGAUAAUGGAAUGAUUGUUGUAUUGAAAGAAAUCUGGCCACAAUAUUUCGAAAUAAAAUUUUGA
This is a messenger RNA of Naegleria gruberi, 1749 nucleotides long. RefSeq lists its product as uncharacterized. The transcript has a single exon. Gene Ontology annotation, molecular function: protein binding. The record is from RefSeq and is a predicted model, not a curated record. The coding region runs from base 1 to 1749 and encodes 582 amino acids. NCBI's taxonomy places the organism in Eukaryota, Heterolobosea, Eutetramitea, Acrasida, Naegleriidae.